Penicillium oxalicum is the source of this 543-nucleotide messenger RNA. Its product is annotated as DASH complex subunit SPC19. Gene Ontology annotation, biological process: attachment of spindle microtubules to kinetochore. The record is from RefSeq and is a predicted model, not a curated record. NCBI's taxonomy places the organism in Eukaryota, Fungi, Ascomycota, Eurotiomycetes, Eurotiales, Aspergillaceae. The transcript has 2 exons. Bases 1 to 543 code for a protein of 180 amino acids. Gene Ontology annotation, cellular component: spindle microtubule; DASH complex.
AUGACUUCAUCCUUGGCCUCCUCGGUGACUUCUCUGCAGUCAUCACUGCAGCUUCUGGAUAAUUCAAUCAAUACUUUGGAUUCAGGCGUGAACGACUUUCCCCGCCUAUGCAAAGUCCUGCAAACAACGAGGCACUUUGAACUUCUGCCGGAGCCAACACUGCGUGAGGCGCAACAAUCCCUUCUCGACGAGAUCAAACCAAGCAUAGCGCACCUUCUCUCCAUCUCGUCCAACCAUGUCGAAAAACUAGCCCGUCGUGAACAGAGUCUGAAAGCGCAAUGUGACCUACAAGAGGGCCGGCUCUCUUCCAAAUCCGAAAGCAAGUAUUCAGCUGCGCGCUCUCACGCUCAAGGAGGCGGCGCGGCACGAAGUCGCCUGGCGCCAUCGGGUAGUACCGCCUCGUCCAGCAACACCGCCACACGAGCCCUGGAAUUACGGCGGCUUGUUCAGAAAAAGGAGCGGUUGAAGUAUGUUGUUGAUCGACUAGAGCUGCAGAGUAGGCAGCGAGAGCGCCAGUUGAGGAAGAGUAUGGCCAUGAAGUGA